GCCGUCUACUUCGCUCCGCCGUGCUGCUGCGAUGGCUGGCCCGGGAUGAUUGGCAUCGGGACGCCAGUGUAGGGCGCCAUGGGCACCACGGGGUAGUGGGCAGCCAUGGGGGGGCCGCCGGGAAUGGGCGGGUGAGUCAGGCCGGGCGGCGGGGCCGGAGCGUGGCUGGAAGCCACCAUGACGGCAGGGGGAGCACCCUGCAUCACACAGACAGACAUGUGUGUGAGCGCUUGUUGGAUCUCAUGGCGCCUUCCUGGCCUCUCACAAUCUGUGUGUUUACUUGCUGCUGUCCGCCCGUCUGAGCCAUUCCUGCAACUACGCCAGGUACGCCAAACGUCUGCAUCAGAGCCACACACAUGCAGCAACACACGACGUUAUCCAUGAGAUGUCGGCGUGUGUGUUUACAUCGUACCGCUGCUGGGGGAGGUGGUGCAGGGGGAUCGAGCAAGCCCCAGGCCCGCGCCUUAUCUUCCGCUGCCAGGACCUCAUUCCACUCUGCAUCGUCCGGCUCGGUCCACCCAUCUGACGACUGAGCGGAUGGACCGACCAUCGCCGCAUCAGACGGCGGAUGUCCGCUGGGUGGCUGAGGGGAGGGCUGG
Molecule: messenger RNA, 599 nt
Organism: Vitrella brassicaformis
Lineage: Eukaryota; Vitrellaceae
Source: the annotation of a GenBank genome assembly